CCCACAUUGAAAUGCCGCAAAUGACUCGGGCCGCGUGUAGUGCGGUCCACGCCCGGCCGAGCAGAGCUUGAGCUUCGCGGGCCGUGCAGGUCGGGUCUGCGGCACGGGGCACAGGCUGGGAGCAUGAGGACUUCUCACCAGGGGCUGCUGUGGGCCGCUGCCCUGCUCCUCACUGCUGCUGGGGCUGCAGCAGAAGACAGGUGUAGCCGGAAUGAGUUUCAGUGUCGGGAUGGGAAAUGCAUCUCCAACAAGUGGAUUUGUGAUGGCAGCUCCGAGUGCCAGGACGGCUCUGAUGAAUCCCAGGAGACAUGCAUGUCUGUCACCUGCAAACCAGAGGACUUCAGCUGUGGAGGCCGUGUAAACCGCUGUAUUCCUAACUCCUGGAGAUGUGACGGCCAAAUGGACUGUGAGAAUGGCUCAGAUGAGCAAGGCUGUCACCUCAAGACCUGCUCCCAGGACGAGUUCCGCUGCCAAGACGGGAAGUGCAUUGCUCAGCACUUCGUCUGUGACAGGGACCGGGACUGCCUGGAUGGAUCCGAUGAGGCCUCCUGCCCGGUGACCACCUGUGGCCCUGCCAGUUUCCAGUGCAACUCCUCCGUCUGCAUCCCGGAGCUGUGGGCCUGCGACCAUGACCCUGACUGUGAGGACGGCUCUGAUGAGUGGCCACAGUACUGUGGGGACCACGACACAUCCCAAGGGAACCAAGGCCCCUGCUCGUCACUUGAGUUCCACUGUCACAGUGGAGAAUGUAUACACAUCAGCUGGCGCUGUGACGGCGGCCCCGACUGCAAAGACAAAUCCGAUGAGGAGAACUGCGCCGUGGCCACCUGCCGCCCUGAUGAGUUCCAGUGCACAGAUGGGACCUGUAUCCACGGCAGCCAGCAAUGUGACCGAGAAUAUGACUGCAAGGACAUGAGUGACGAACUUGGUUGUAUCAACGUGACACUCUGUGAAGGGCCCAACAAGUUCAAGUGCCACAGUGGGGAAUGCAUCACCAUGGACAAAGUUUGCAACUCAGUCAGGGACUGCCGGGACUGGUCGGAUGAGCCCAUCAAGGAGUGUGUCACCAAUAAAUGCUUGGACAACAAUGGGGGAUGUUCCCACGUGUGCAAUGACCUCAAGAUCGGCCACCAAUGCUUGUGCCCCGACGGCUUCCAGCUGGUGGACCAGCGCAGAUGUGAAGAUAUCGACGAGUGUCAGGAGCCCAACACCUGCAGCCAGCUCUGUGUGAACCUGGAGGGCAGCUACAAGUGCGAGUGUGAGAAGGGCUUCCAGAUGGACCCCCGCACCAGGGUCUGCAAGGCUGUGGGUUCCAUCGCCUACCUCUUCUUUACCAACCGCCAUGAGGUCAGGAAGAUGACGCUAGACCGCAGCGAGUACAUCAGCCUCAUCCCAAACUUGAAGAACGUGGUUGCUCUGGACACUGAGGUGGCCACCAACAGAAUUUACUGGUCCGACCUGUCCCACAGGAAGAUCUACAGCACCCAGAUCGACAGAGUCCCCAGCAUGUUCUCCUACGACACUGUCAUCGGCACGAACCUGCAGGCCCCGGAUGGGCUAGCUGUGGACUGGAUCCACGGCCAUAUCUACUGGACCGAUUCCAUCCUGGGUACCGUAUCCGUGGCUGACACCAAGGGUGAGAAGAGGAGGACGCUGGUCCAGGAGAAAGGGUCUAAGCCGAGGGCCAUUGUGGUGGACCCCGUGCACGGCUUCAUGUACUGGACAGACUGGGGGACCCCUGCCAAGAUUGAGAAAGGGGGCCUGAAUGGUGUGGAUGUCUACUCAUUGGUGACAGAAGACAUCCAGUGGCCCAAUGGCAUCACCCUGGAUCUUUCCAGUGGCCGCCUCUACUGGGUUGACUCCAAACUCCACUCCAUCUCUAGCAUCGAUGUGAACGGUGGCAAUCGGAAGACCAUUUUAGAGGAUGAGAAGCGGCUGGCCCACCCCUUCUCCUUGGCCAUCUUUGAGGACAAAGUAUUUUGGACGGACAUCAUCAACGAAGCCAUUUUCAGUGCUAACCGCCUCACAGGCUCGGACAUUAAUUUAGUGGCUGAAAACCUGUUGUCCCCAGAAGACAUUGUCCUGUUCCACAACAUCACGCAGCCGAGAGGGGUGAACUGGUGUGAGAGGACAGCCCUCCCCAAUGGUGGCUGCCACUACCUAUGCCUGCCAGCCCCACAGAUCAACGCGCACUCCCCCAAGUUCACCUGCGCCUGCCCAGACGGCAUGCUUCUGGCCAAGGAUUUAAGGAGCUGCGUCACAGAGGCUGAGCCUGUGCUGACCACCCAGAAGCCAUCUACCGUCAAGCCCAUGGUCAGUGUGACACCAGUGGGGACAAAGCACAAGGACACCCAGUCAGCUUCCAGCACCUCCUGGCAACCUACGGCCACCCCUGGGUUCACCACAGCAGAGUUGGUGACAAUGUCCCACCAAGUCCAGGGUGACUUUGCCAGCAGAGGGAACAAGGAGAAGCAGCCACAGAGAGUGGGGGCUCUGACCAUCGUCCUUCCCAUCUUGCUGAUUGUCCUGUGUUUCGGGGCCUUCCUGCUAUGGAAGAACUGGCUGAGAAACAUCAACAGCAUCAACUUUGAUAACCCCGUGUACCAGAAGACCACGGAGGAUGAGGUUCACAUCUGCCACAGCCAGGACGGCUACACCUACCCCUCGAGACAGAUGGUCAGCUUGGAGGAUGAUGUGGCUUGAACAGCUGCCGAGAGCCCUGUUCCUCUCCGGAACCUAUUGACACUCACCGGCAGGAAGGACAUUUUCUCCCCAGACCCUUGACCGACUGCCCACCUCCUGCCCAAGACCUUGACCCUGGAGGUGCUGCUGGCGGCCUGUCUGCCUGAGCUUUGUUUUAUAUAUUUAUUUGUCUGGGGCACAGAGCAGGCUGCUUGUGGCACCCAUUGAAGGGACACAGGCUGGGAUUUCUGUCAUCUUCCUGUAUGAAGGAGAAGAGGAAAAGCCUCAAUGAGCUGGGUGGCAUCUCACUUCUACUUUAGUCCCGCCUUUUUCUUCAUCACAACACGGAGGACCAAAGGAUGCAGGUGGAGAGAAGCAAGUGGCUUUAAAUGUGUGACAGUGUCCCAGUCUUCUCUGCACCCACCCACAGCCCCUAAACUCAGGAGUAUGAGUGUUUACCUCUGGCCUCUGAGUUAGCCUUCGCCCUGCCUCCCCCAAUUCAGGUCUAUGGAGCUGGGUUUGUGGCCUGCAGAAGCCAGAGAAGCAACUUGUGACAUUCAUGACUGAAACGGCCACCAACCCAUUCCAACUUGUUCAUAUGCCGAAACUUUGCCAGUUCCCCCAAGGAACAGCCUCAGUCACCAGUCACCCUUAAUAUUUAUUAAGUGCCUGAGAUACCUGGUUCCCUUGCUCACAAGGACCCACCACCUUGUCCCUCUAUGAGUGUCCUCAGCCGAGUGGUGGCCGUCUGGACCCCACCCCUGGCCCCUUCUGUCUGGAGCCUGCGCCUCACUUCCUUAAGCUCCUUGCACUUUCUGAGUUCAGGGUUGUACAUUGUGCAAAGCUGACGUUCUGAUUUUGCACUGUUUUCUGUCAUGUGUGUUGGGAUUUGGUUGCAGGCCGGUGGCCUGGCUUGAUGGAUGUGGGAGACAUGCAUGCGACAGAAAGAAAGGUCAGAUGGAUGGAGACUUUGAGGCCAUGACUGCAAAAAGCUGGAUAGCCAUUUGCUUGCUUUUUCCCUUUAUUUUCGAUGCUGGGGAUGGGAUCCAGGGCCUCAAGGCACUUGUCACUGAGCCACAGCCCUGGCCACCACCCUUUUUUCCUUUUUUGAAUUUAUUUUUUGGCGGGGGGCAAUACUGGAGUUUGAAA
Castor canadensis (American beaver) is the source of this 3831-nucleotide messenger RNA. It is a transcript of the gene Ldlr, whose product is annotated as low density lipoprotein receptor. Gene Ontology annotation, molecular function: calcium ion binding; protein binding; hormone binding. Gene Ontology annotation, cellular component: plasma membrane; apical plasma membrane; signaling receptor complex. The record is from RefSeq and is a predicted model, not a curated record. Gene Ontology annotation, biological process: receptor-mediated endocytosis. NCBI's taxonomy places the organism in Eukaryota, Metazoa, Chordata, Mammalia, Rodentia, Castoridae.